Molecule: messenger RNA, 4295 nt
Organism: Vitis vinifera (wine grape)
Lineage: Eukaryota; Viridiplantae; Streptophyta; Magnoliopsida; Vitales; Vitaceae
Exons: 2
Coding region: 3355-4287 (310 amino acids)
Source: RefSeq, a predicted model, not a curated record
AAAAUUCAUGAUGACAUCCAAGACGAUUUUACAAGAACUAAUAUAAGAACUAAUAUAAGCAAGAGCCAACAUAAAGGACCUUCUGUCAGUUUGGUUUGAACUCAUGUGAACCUUACGUCCUAUUCAUGAUGGCACCUCAACUUUUCCUCUGCAAUACUUCCAAAUUUUCUAGUCCAAGGCCUCAAAUCAUUGGUGAAGCAAAUCUCCUUCCCUUUUCCAGCUAACAACAUUAAUUUCCUGUUCAUCUGAUACAAGUUUUUUAGUCUUUCAUUUAUACAACUUGAUGACUUCUAAACCUUUUUUCUUUUUGGUCUGUCAAUAGGAUGACAAAAAUACGUGACACAACAAGACUGAUUUAGGUUUUACAAUCCAACAUUACAUGUUGUUAAAACUCCAAUUCUUAGAGUAUGCAUAUUGAAUUUCCCCUCUCAACAUGCAGAUUGGGGUCCAAUGUGAGCAGGGGUGUUAGCCUAAUGCACAUUAAGGAGUCUUUCCCUAACCCUAGUAACCCUUAUUUAGAAGUAACAUUUGGGUAGCUGCAACACCCAAGUGGGUAAAUUAGUUGCAACCAACAGGUAGUUUUGUGGGACUAGCAUUUAGGUGCCAAGACACUUUCUGCUAGAGGGCCAUGCUGGGACUUGGGGGACUUGCAGAAGCAUACUUUUACAUGGGAAAGAAUCAGAACCUCUUUCAAUAUUGGUGUCUCAGAGAGUAUAUUGUUGUGGAUAAAAGGAUGGAUUAUGAUGGAACUUUUUGGCAGCUAGUUUUAUAAUCUAAAUUAUGGAAGGGUGAUUGCAACAUCACCCAAAAAUAUUUUUUUCUGGUGGCUAUUUGUACGUAUAAAAAAAUGUGUGCAUAUGUUAGUAUCAUGAAGUUCCAAAUAGGUAGGAUAGGUUUAUCAUAGAUGUUCAGUCAUUUGUAAAUUUUAACUGCCAAUAUAAGGGAUUGCACAAUUGCACUAAUCUUAUUCAGGUUGACCAUGAAGAAGUUGGGAAAUAACAUGAACACAUACUACUGAAAUAAUGAAAAGGAGUAUGAACUGUUUGAUAUUCUGAAAAGACUUCAUUUAAACAUGCACUUGGGAAAUAUAAGUUCACCCUUUCCAAAAACCUGAAAACUCAAUCUGCACUUGUUGGUGACUCUUUCGAGGAAUUGUAAUACAGUCACACUCUGUUUUGGUUAUCAAGAAUAUAAUCUCUUCUUCCCCCCAUGUAUAUAAAAGCUUCAUUUUAUAAAAAACAGGCUUCUUUAAUCUAAUAGCUUAAAUUCUUAGAUAAUAAUCCAUAUGUAUCAAGCCUACCCAUGCUAAAAGCCCUAACAACAUGCUAAAAUCCCAUUCUUCAUGUAAAUAUAGGAGGCCUGCAGCAAUCUCCUUGAGGAUCCUGAACCUCUGUCCUCAAUCUCCUUGAGGAAAUUUUCUUUACAGCAACUUCUUCUCUAGUCUUUGGCAGCAACUUCUACAUUCUUGAUGGAUUAAAUGUAGCUCACAAAGCCACACACGUAUUCACUCUAAGCCUAGCCCAUUAAGUACAAUUUUUAAAAACUGUUCAACAUUAAGUAAAAAGGUCCAAUUAAUUCAGUGUCUUGAUUCAUAGAACCAGGUAGUUUUGUCUCCUUGUUCCAACAUUAUAUAGCAGAGCCAUGUUGCAAUUAACAUCAAGAAAAUAACUAGUGGGCAGAAACAUCCCUUAAUUUUCAUGCAAUAUUUUCCUCGAAAUUUUCAUAGCUAGAAAUCAUAAUACUUCAAUUCCUCUUACUUUACCUAAUGACUUUACUAAAUCAUUCCUCUUACUUUGCUAUCAUGUAGACUUAUAAUGAAGAAUGGCAAAGACUUAGAAGAUGGGCUGCAACUUGUGUAGCUAUGUAUGCUGCAUAUGCGGCAAUUCUUGUUUCAGUUUAUCAUCGCUCAAACUAUUUGGAGAGAUCAAUCUCUAAUGAAGGAGAUUAUGAACGACAUGCUUUGAUGGAAAGACUUACACUAAUGGAUAAUGAAGAUUGUUAUAAUCAACUACGUAUGGGAAAGGAUGCAUUCGCAAGACUAGUAACCAUUCUUCGGGGAACAGGUCGUCUUAGAAAUAACGCACAUAGUAAUGUAGAAGAACAAGUUGCCAAAUUCCUUCACAUUGUUGGUCAUAAUUUAAGGAAUAGAACUAUGAAAUUUUAUUUCAAGCGUUCUAGUGAAACUAUUAGUUGCCACUUUCAUCAAGUUCUUAGAGCUAUAAUAUCUUUAGAUGAUGUCUUCUUAAAGCAGCCUGAUGGAUUAAAGUGCCCUUAAGAAAUCAAGGACAAUACCAAAUUUUGGCCCUACUUUAAGGUAAACUUACUUAUCUAACAAACAUCAUUAGAAUAUUAUUUAUAUUUCAAAAUAAACUAAUAAUUUUGUUUUUUUAUAGGAUUGCAUAGGGGCGAUUGAUGGGUCACAUUUUCGUGUAAAAGUGUCAAAUGAUGUUGUGCAAAGGUAUCGAGGGCGAAAGUACUAUCCAACACAAAAUGUUUUAGCAGCAUGUUCCUUUGACUUGAAGUUCACAUAUGUUUUACCUGGUUGGGAAGGAUCUGCGUCAGACUCGAGAAUCCUAGAUAAUGCAUUAGUGAGAGAUUUUGAUAAAUUGAUUGUUCCACAAGGUAAUUAUUGGUAAUUAGAUAAUAACAUAAUUUAUUAGCUCAAGUGACUAUUACUAAUAACAAAGAUCCUUUGUCUAUGCUUCUUAGGUAAAUAUUAUUUGGCUGAUGCGGGUUUUCAGCUAAAAACUGGAUUUCUUACCCCAUAUAGAAGCACUCGUUACCAUUUAAAAGAGUAUAGUGUUCAUCAACCAGAAAAUGCUCGAGAGGUUUUCAACCUUCGACACUCGUCCUUGAGAAAUGCAAUUGAAAGAGCAUUUGGUGUUUUGAAGAAAAGAUUUCCAAUAAUAGCUAGUGGGACAGAGCCACAUUACCCUGUUGACACACAAUCUGAUAUUAUACUAGCAUGUUGUAUCCUCCAUAACUAUCUCAUGGGUGUUGAUCCAGAUGAAAGAUUAAUAGCAGAGGUCGAUAGAGAGCUUUUUAGCGAAGAAGCGGAAUUUGAAUCAAUGGUCUUGAGUUUAGCUGAAAAAUGCAAGGAAGGAGAAAUCUUAAGGGAGAAAAUAGCCAUGGAUAUGUGGAAAGAUUACAAUAGAAACCGUUGAUGAGUUCUUUUAUUUUAUGGUUCUUUUCUUGUAUAGUUUUUUGUGUUUCAUAUUAAGUACGAUGAUUGUAUUUAGAACUAUAACUCCUCUAGUUAAAAUCACACUUUGAAUGAGUUACAAAGAAGUUAUUAUUAUAUCUCCUCCUCUUGACUUUUCAUUUUAAACAUAUAUAUAUGUAUUAUUAUUUCAGAUGGAACAUAGUGCAGGCUUUGAAGUACACAAAAGUGUAAGUGAAAAAAGAAACUUGACUUGGAUUGAUGAAAUGGACAACUUUUUGGUUGAUCGAUUAAUGGAGCAAAUGCAUAAAGGGCAAAAGAUAGGAGGAGUCUUCACCAAGACAGCUUAUGCAAUGGUUGCACGAGAAAUUGGGGAAAAUUUUGAAUUGAGUUGUAACUCUGAGCACAUAAAAAAUAGAAUGAAAACUUUAAAAAAAAACUUUUAUGCUGCUCAAGAAGUUUUACAAAAUGGUAGUGGAUUUGGUUUCAAUGAAUCAACUCAAAUGAUCGAAGCUACCACGGAAGUAUGGACUACUUACACUAAGGCACACCCAGGAGCAUCUCAGCUCAGACACAAACCUAUUAGAAAUUAUGAUAAGUUGUCCAUUCUUCUUGGAAAAGAUCGAGCAACAGGAAGUCUUGCUGCAGGUGCAAAAGAAAGACAACUUCGUUGGGCCCAGGAACAAAAUUUGGAUGACACAAUUCCAUUAGGAUCAUCACAACAUGGGAUCAGAGAUGAAACAUUUGCUUAUGUUGAAAAUGAAGCAACAACUGAGACAUCUUUCUCAUCUGCAGAUGCAUCUGUUUCUGCACCAAAGUCAAACAAAGAAACAAAAAAGCGAAAAGCAAAAUAUGCUGACAUUGUAAGUGAAGAAUUAAGAUCAAUUAGAGUUGGAAUGGAUGCAGUUGUUGCGGCUCUUGAUAGAAGCAACCUUCAAAACUAUACAGAAGAGCAAUUGUUUGAAGAGAUUGCUAAGGUUGGAGGCAUGAGUGAUGUAUCUCAUAUGAAAGCAUAUCAAGCUCUUACGGGUGAUGUGAGUGCAGCUCGAGCCUUCCUUGCUUGUCCAAUUGAUAGGCGUAAGCUUUGGUUGUCAGUUAAAUUUGGACCUACUUUUUUUGAUGCCUAAUUUGAGAU